Molecule: messenger RNA, 1317 nt
Organism: Colletotrichum graminicola M1.001
Lineage: Eukaryota; Fungi; Ascomycota; Sordariomycetes; Glomerellales; Glomerellaceae
Product: mandelate racemase/muconate lactonizing enzyme domain-containing protein
Exons: 4
Coding region: 1-1317 (438 amino acids)
Biological process (GO): carbohydrate catabolic process
Molecular function (GO): magnesium ion binding; L-rhamnonate dehydratase activity
Source: RefSeq, a predicted model, not a curated record
AUGGCAUCUGUGAGAUCUUUCCCCUCCAUCAAGGAGAUCCGGACGUUUGUCAUUGGCGGCGUCGGCUCAGGCGGGGAUUACCAUAACGUCAAGGGCGGCCACUGGCUCAUUGACAGCCCCAUCUCCACUCCAUGUUCGCGUUGGGAGCAGUACCGCAACUCGAGAACGAGCUGGGGUAUCAACGUUCUCGGCUCUUUCCUUGUUGAGAUUGAAGCGACCGACGGCACUGUCGGCCUAGCCACUGGCCCUCCCGCUUGCUGGCUCGUCCACCAACACUUCGAGCGUUUUCUCCUAGGCGCCGACCCACGCAACACGAACCUGUUGUUCGAGCAGAUGUACAGAGGCUCCAUGUUCUACGGCCGAAAGGGUCUCCCUCUUGCCGUUAUCUCCGUCAUCGAUCUAGCCAUCUGGGACUUGCUCGGCAAGCUGAGGAAUGAGCCCGUAUAUAAGCUGAUUGGGGGUGCCACCAAGGAGCGUCUCGACUUUUACUGCACCGGCCCCGAGCCUAUGGCGGCCAAGGAAAUGGGCUUUUGGGGCGGCAAGGUCCCUCUCCCAUACUGCCCUGAGGAAGGCCAUGUCGGUCUCAAGAAGAACGUCGAGUUCCUGCGAAAGCAUCGCGAGAGCGUCGGUCCCGACUUCCCCAUCAUGGUCGACUGCUACAUGAGUCUCAACGUUCCAUACACCAUUGAGAUUGUCAAGGCCUGCGAAGACUUGAACAUCAACUGGUGGGAGGAGUGUCUGUCGCCCGACGACACGGAUGGUUUUGAGCAGAUCAAACGUGCACACCCAACGAUCAAAUUCACAACGGGAGAGCAUGAGUACUCCCGUUUUGGGUUCCGCAAGCUCAUCGAGGGCCGCAAUCUGGACAUUAUCCAGCCGGACGUCAUGUGGCUCGGCGGUCUCACGGAGCUGCUCAGGGUGUCGGCGAUGGCUUCUGCAUACGACAUCCCCGUCGUCCCGCACGCCAGUGGCCCCUACAGUUACCACUUUGUCAUGUCACAGCCCAACACGCCGUUUCAGGAGUACCUGGCCAACUCGCCCGACGGCAAGAGCGUGCUGCCCGUCUUUGGUGACCUGUUCCUUGACGAACCCAUUCCCACCAAGGGCUUCCUGACGACGGCGGACCUCGACAAGCCUGGCUUUGGACUCACGAUCAACCCGGCAGUGAGGUCAAAGCUCAUCUCGGGCAGGUCACUGCUCAAUGUCAACCCCGAGAGACCGCUUAAGGCAGCGGAGGGGACGGAGACGAGUGAAGCGAAAGGCAUUGUGCAUGACGUGACGACAAAGGUGCAGGAUCUCACGACUUCUUCGAAAUAG